AUGACCAUCCUUUUGCCACUCUUAUGGGGACUUCGCCGGGCAGCAGCAGCUGGCGUCUGCGCUUCCCGCGGCGCUUCAGUCACCGCUCAGCAGGCAGGAAUCUCGAGAGCCAUUUCAACUGCACCGGAGCACCCGCGUCGUACUCCGGAUGCAUGCACAUCUCAAACUGAUGGGACGGACAAGGCUAGGGGUGUAAAUGCCCAAAGCGUGUCCUCGGGGAGCCGCAUGCAGCAAAUACAGCAAGUAAAGCAGGUAGAGCAGCAGCAGCAACAGCAGGCCCCAACUGUUGCUCAAAUAGAGGAUGGGUAUCGUUUAUAUAGGAAUAUUUUAAGGGCUAACAGAAGGGCGAUCUUAAAGAUCCCUGUUCGGCGCAUGGCCGAUGCGUUUGUAAAAAAUGAAUUCCGCACGCACUUGGCAGCGGCAGCAGAGGCACUGCAGGGCCUCGGCAGCAACGAAUCUGAGCUGUCUGUACGUUCCACAAUCUGCCAGCAGGAUGCUGCCAACGACAGCCUCCCAAGUGGGCCUCAAGUAACGGACGGAGGAACGAGAGAAGAGCGGCGGCUGCUUCGGCAACCAGGGGCAGAAGAGUGGACCGAGUUAGAGACGAAAGUACAGGAAGAGGAGCGAGAUAUAUCAAAGGCAAGGCCUGCAGCAAAUAUAGCAGCCUCUCUCGCAACGGUGGCCAAACAGCCCCAGUGCUCGUUCCAUCAAUUGAAUAUGUUCUUGGAUGCCUGGGACGAGUACCUGCGCCAUGCGAAAAGCGGGGCGUCUCCCCUGCACUUUGGCCGCUCCCUUAGACCAUCACAGCGAAAGCUUUUGAGUGCAGACCAAAGAAAACAACUCACAAAGCUCAAGUGCUUAGCGCCUCUGUUACUUCGUUUCUGUCGAGCUGCCCUGCUGCGCGCAAAUUUGUUUGCUGUUGCUGGAGUGGCGGUUCGCGGCUGUCCCGUUGGGUGCGAGGCGUCGCGUGCCAGUAGGGGUCUCGAAUCCGUUGAGACAGAUAACGUUGACGACGUAAAGGGAAGGAAGUUUCGCUUCCCCUCAGCUUUUUUUUCAGACAAACCUAAUUUUGGAAAGGCUAAAUACUCGGGGGACGCCGCGGAAAAAGCUCCACUUUUCAUGUAG
Cyclospora cayetanensis is the source of this 1125-nucleotide messenger RNA. RefSeq lists its product as uncharacterized. NCBI's taxonomy places the organism in Eukaryota, Apicomplexa, Conoidasida, Eucoccidiorida, Eimeriidae. The coding region runs from base 1 to 1125 and encodes 374 amino acids. Gene Ontology annotation, biological process: succinate metabolic process; mitochondrial respiratory chain complex II assembly. The record is from RefSeq and is a predicted model, not a curated record. The transcript is spliced from 3 exons. Gene Ontology annotation, cellular component: mitochondrial intermembrane space; mitochondrion.